AUGGCCGAAGGCGUAAUCUUGCUGGAGGACGCCAAUUGUCGUCUGGACUUGGACUCGGCCGUCUGGGGACGCUUGCAAUUGGUCGAGGCCGCUUUGCAUUGGCUGCACACCAACGGCUACUCACCAUCGUCAAGACCACCAACAAUACUGUCACGAUCAUACCAACAGCCACAUACCAUUCGAGCCAUUUGCAGAGACUCGAACCUGCGUUCCAGCCUAACCGUGGAGAGGACUUCGAGAGAUAGCAUCGCCUCUUGGAGCGACGGAUCAAGGCCUCAAACCUGGCUCGGUGGCGCUUCUGAAGAGGCUUUCUGUCCCGAUGAGCCCUGGAGACCGCCGACAUAUACCCACUUGAGGUUCUCGACUCCCGAGGAUCUGGCCGUUUGGAUGACCGAACUCAUGUCGGGCCUACCAGCGUCAAGUUGGUCACCGGAAGUGUUUUUCAGGACUGGCGAGACCGUCUCGCCAGACACACCUUGUGUCUGUGUGCUCGAGGUGGCCUCGGUACCUCCAGACCGUCGGGCAGAAGACCUGCUGGAGGCGUGUCUGUUGUUGUUGACUCGACAGCCGGGCUGGUUCGACGUAUACAACUCACUUUUAGGGGGCCCCCAAAUCCACGGGCCUCGGCUUGGGCAACCGGAGGCGAAGACG
Molecule: messenger RNA, 651 nt
Organism: Protopolystoma xenopodis
Lineage: Eukaryota; Metazoa; Platyhelminthes; Monogenea; Polystomatidea; Polystomatidae
Source: the annotation of a GenBank genome assembly